AUGGAUGACUUCCUAGAUACUUCUGGAAUUGAUAUGAAUAACAAUUCAAAUCUUUCCAUUUAUAUCCAAUUGAUUACCUUCAGAAAAGGCUCGGCGGAUGAAAUAGUCAUUGAUGCACGAGAGGAUUGCCAAGUCGAUACUGCUCGAUGUCUGUCGAAACGACUAGAUUUUCGAUUUCGCUAUGCAUAUGAUACUCGCAAAGUCACUAUCACCCGGAAUUCAUCUCUUCAUAAUUUUGAGUUGCCCGAUUUGGACAAUUAUCAGACUGAUUUGCAAGGAUCGUUUUAUCAUGAUUUCAUCAUUGAUGCUGGAGAUUCAAACAUGGACGUGGACAUUUCCGCGUACCAAGAUCUCUUAGCACCACUACCUGAGUUCUUGGGUGAUUUCGAUGUAUUUGCACAAAACAUGGGACUUUCAGAUGAGCGAUCAGCCGACGUGCUACUGAAUGAUUUGAAUCCGAACAACGACACCUUUGAUACUUCUACAAAUGGCUUUCAGAUCGAGCAAGAUCGCGAUGAGAGGUUGCCAGACUGGAUUGACCUGGUAAAUAUCGUGGAUCAAGAGGACUUCGAUCCGGACACCAACAUGCUGGAUGACACUCGACGCGACAAUAGUACCUUGGAGAAUGCACAUGAAUCAUGCGAAAGUGUUCAAUUGGUAACGGAUACUGCAGUUGCCAGCGGAAUUCAGAACUCUGUAACCGAUAUACCAGCAUGGAGACACACACCUCCAGCUCAUGUGGCGGUACUAGACGUACCAACACCUCGACUUCUUAGUCCUGUAGAGCCGGUCCAUAGUGUGCCAUCAAAGAAUCAACAGUCACAAGGAAUUGACAUUGUUAUCAAACCUAACCUGGAUCAAAGCGAUUCUAGCCUCGGCAAUACAUCAUCAAGUUAUAAAGAAGGUGUUUUUAGUUCGACGCCUGGUUUUUCGAGUAUGCCAACUACUUAUGGAUCGUCACCCCGUCGUAUGGGCCCUUUGGACUCCGCCACACGUGCCAAAGCAAAUGCUGUAAAAGCUAUAGGGGCUUGUUGGCGUUGUAAGUUCUUACGAAAGCCAUGUGAUGCACAAACCUGUUGCAGUCAAUGUAAAGGGAAGCAGGGUGGACAGUGGCACAGUAUUGGGUGCAAACGGGGAGAUAUCAAAAACAAAAUGUUGCCGGUAUCAUUGUGUCCUAAAAGAACCAUGCAAGCAUCGAUUCCAUCCGAAUUAUCAGAAAUUUAUAAGCCAUGGCUUUCUGCAAAUCGAUGUCGCCUCGAGAUCUCCGAGUGUCGCGAAAGGGGUUUACGUCCCGAGAUUAUGAGCGCAUCACACCCCACGAAAAUUGGGCGAUUUCUUCAAAAUUUGGCGACUGAUAGGCAGCUAGCAAUUGAUCUACAGCGAAACAGAUGGUCCUUGUUAGAAAGAUUCAAAGAUACUGCACCAGCUAUGUUGGAGCCGCUUGAUGAUUGUAUCUUGACUAUAGUAUGGGGACUUCUCAAUUGUGAAAGUGCAGCAAAAGCAGUUCAUCCCUGGAUGGCAUUACACAAUGGGACCCUUGAAGAUUUUGUAUUACUCUUAAAUUCUGCUGCUGUAUAUCAAGUAAGUUUUGAAAGUAAUCAACUAAUCGCUCACUCGCUCACCUGCCUUCGGACUUGUGUCGAAGCUCUACACGUUAAUACAUUGGGCGGCUUCAAAGAUUCCCAUGGAGCAUGCGAAUUAGCUACUUGUAAGAUCGAUUGCAUACGGGAUCUCGAACUACAAGUAGAACAGUACCUUGAUGAACUAUCUCGGGUUAUUUUUCUGAAAGAAAACAUGCGAAACCGAUCCUGGUGGCUGUCAGCAUUCUAUAGUCUUUGUAUUCAAGGGGUGAUUCGACAAGCAUUAAUAUUAUUAUCCUCUAACGACCACAGCGAGACAUCUGGAAUUGAGAAGUUGACUUCUACGCAGUAUUUAUACAUUGCGAUUCGGUUAUUCUCUGCGAGUUCCGGCACCCAUGAUCCGUUAAUUCAAGACUGGUCUUCGCAAAUUGCGUUUCGGUCUGCUGAAGUCGGAGCACCAAGCAUCGAAGAUUACCAAAAUGCCCAAUCAGCAAUCAAUCAAUCCCAGUGGAAAAUUAGGGGUAUCAAGAAGUCUGGGAAUUAUCUGAAGAAACUAUUUGAAGACAAUGGAGGUGCUCUUGCAGAACCCCAUGAUUGUGGAACACUCACCAUUUUACCCGAACCAUAUCUUCCGAAAAUAUUUACACUAGAAACUUGUCGUCAACUUCGCGCCGACUGGGACUUAGCUCGAUGCAACUAUACGAAGAAUUUGUUACAAAUCGUCAAGGAUUGUGGACAUGACUCAAAAGCGUACACUGAUGCUGAAGGGAAAUGGGGAUUGGUGGAGGCUGAGUGGAAAAGGGUAAAUGAUGAGGCUAUGACGAACACUGUCAACCAAGCGCACAAUGGCCGCGAAGCACCGAAGCCUCUCAUUCCAGAGACAUAG
Botrytis porri is the source of this 2466-nucleotide messenger RNA. RefSeq lists its product as uncharacterized. The coding region runs from base 1 to 2466 and encodes 821 amino acids. The transcript is spliced from 4 exons. The record is from RefSeq and is a predicted model, not a curated record. NCBI's taxonomy places the organism in Eukaryota, Fungi, Ascomycota, Leotiomycetes, Helotiales, Sclerotiniaceae.